UUAGGGUGCAAUUGACAAGUGUUGAUAAUAGAAUUCUCAAAGAGUGCUGUUACUGUUACAUAAUUGAAAAAUGUUGGAACCGUUUGUUAGCCAGUUGAACGAAAUGCGAGUAAUUUUAGCGAGCAAGUCCAAACAACGUGCUUCAUUGCUCAGCAGCGCGAAGGUAAAAUUCGAAAUAGUCGAGUCGGACUUCGACGAAAAUUUGGACCCCAAAGAGCACACGUUUUCCGAUUUCGUCGAAAAAACGGCCUUGGGGAAAUUGAAAAACGUCUGGGAAAAACUGAAAAACGACCAAAGGAAACCCGAUUUGAUCAUAGCCGUGGACACCAUGGUGGCCUUCAACGGCAGAAUGUACGGCAAACCUCGAUCCAGAGAAGACGCCCUCAAGACCAUAACAGAUUUAACGCAACACAAUUUACCCAACUCGGUUUACACCGGGGUGGUUAUUCGUUAUUUAAACGAAAUACACAAAUUCACUGAAGUUACCACAGUGUACAUGCAUAAAAUAACUAAAGAGGAAAUAUCGGCUUACGUUGAUACGGGGGAACCCAUGGGUAAAGCCGGGGGUUAUGGCAUUCAAGGCAUAGCCAGCACCUUCGUGGAGCGCAUAGAAGGCGAUUGCAACAACGUCAUAGGAUUACCUCUGUGCAGAUUAGCAGUAGAAUUGAAAAAAAUAAUAAACAAACAAUAA
This is a messenger RNA of Phyllotreta striolata, 691 nucleotides long. NCBI's taxonomy places the organism in Eukaryota, Metazoa, Arthropoda, Insecta, Coleoptera, Chrysomelidae. The record is from the annotation of a GenBank genome assembly.